ACACCUGGGAGGAUGCAGAGAAGGACUGCAGAGAGCACAGCGCUCACCUCAGCAGUGUGACCUCCACUACUGAGCAGGAGUUUAUCAACGGAAUGGGCCAUGACAACGCCUGGAUCGGCCUGAAUGACCGCACUGUGGAAGAGGACUUCCAGUGGACCGACUCCAACGACCUGGUGUUUGAGAACUGGAGGGAGAGCCAGCCUGACAACUUCUUUGCGGGCGGGGAGGACUGCGUGGUGACCAUCGCCCACGAGGACGGACGCUGGAACGACGUCCCCUGCAACUACAACCUGCCCUACAUCUGCAAGAAGGGCUCAGUGCUGUGUGCAACCCCACCCUCCGUGGAUAACGCCCACCUGAUUGGUCGGCGACGCUCCCACUAUGACAUCCACGCCGUGGUGCGUUACCAGUGCUCCGAGGGAUUCUACCAGCGACAUGUUCCCACCGCCCGCUGCCGUGCCGACGGGACCUGGGACAGGCCCAAGAUCAUCUGUACCAAGUCUCGCCGUUCCCACCGGUACCGCCGCCACCACCACGGCCAGCGCCGCGAGCGCAGGAACCACCGGAGACACGGGGGAGAGGACGAACACCGCGACUACUGAACCAAAAACUACAACUCCCACAAUGCCCUGGGGCGUCUCAGUCCCGACCUCUGACCCCUGACCCCUCAAACCUGGGGAUCAGGGGCUCCGAACUUCCCCCUCAUGUCUGCACAUUCUGAGCAUCGAUUUUAGGUAUGUUCUCUUAAAGAUACAGCUGGCCUUCUGGCACAUAAACAUUUACGUACCGUCCCCGUUUGCCCUGGAGUUAUGAAACGAAAGGUAGACUCAGCAGAGUCGAAUCACUUCCUGAAACGAAAGGUAGACUCAGCAGAGUCGAAUCUCUUCCUGAAACGAAAGGUAGACUCAGCAGAGUCGAAUCACUUCCUGAAACGAAAGGCAGACUCAGCAGAGUCGAACCACUUACUGAAACGAAAGGUAGACUCAGCAGAGUCUAAUCACUUCCUGAAACGAAAGGUAGACUCAGUAGAGUCGAAUCACUUCCUGAAACGAAAGGUAGACUCAGCAGAAGCGAAUUACUUCCUGAAACGAAAGGUAGACUUCAGCAGAGUCGAAUCACUUCCUGAAACGAAAGGUAGACUCAGCAGAGUCGAAUCACUUCCUGAAUCGAGAGAAGCUCUCUGACACAAUCACAGUAUUAAAAUCAAAUCUAACUUUAUUUGUAUAUCCCUUUUUAGAAGCAAAGUCACAG
This is a messenger RNA of Hypomesus transpacificus, 1251 nucleotides long. Its product is annotated as neurocan core protein-like. Gene Ontology annotation, molecular function: signaling receptor activity. The transcript is spliced from 5 exons. The record is from RefSeq and is a predicted model, not a curated record. NCBI's taxonomy places the organism in Eukaryota, Metazoa, Chordata, Actinopteri, Osmeriformes, Osmeridae. The coding region runs from base 93 to 602 and encodes 169 amino acids.